GCCCGGCCGGCCCGGGCGCACUCGGCCCGGCGCCGCCCAGCAGCCGCCGCAGGGCGCCAGGGGCGGCGGCGCCGCUGCCCGGGAGCCCCCGCCAUGCCGCGCCGCUCCUGAGCGCGCAGCCCCGCCGCGGCCGCCCCGUCGGAAGUUUGGGGAAGGCGGGGGGGGCGGGUGAGAGGCGGCGCGGCCGCAUGCCCGCCGCGGACCCCGGCGCUCGGCGCGACCAGGUCCUGCUAGCAAGUCAUGAUGGUUGAAUCUGCCUCGGAGACGAUACGCUCCGCUCCUGCCAGCCAGAACGGGGUCAGCAGCCUCAGCAACCAGCCCGAUGGCGGCGGGGGCGGCGGAGGGGCCGGGGGGCGCGAAGGAGCCGCCAGCGGGGAGACCAACGGCGAGAUGAGCCCCGUGGAGCUCCUGCACUUCCAGCAGCAGCAGGCUCUGCAGGUGGCUCGGCAGUUCCUGCUGCAGCAGGCCACGGGGCUCAGCUCCCCCAGCAGCACCGAGGGCAAGCAGCCGGCCGUGCAGGUCCCCGUGUCCGUGGCCAUGAUGUCCCCGCAGAUGAUCACGCCGCAGCAGAUGCAGCAGAUCCUGUCGCCGCCCCAGCUCCAGGCGCUCCUGCAGCAGCAGCAGGCGAUAAUGCUGCAACAGCUGCAGGAAUACUACAAGAAGCAACAGGAGCAGCUUCACCUGCAGCUGUUGACGCAGCAGCAAGCCGGAAAGCAGCAACCCAAAGAGCCGUUAGGGAACAAGCAGCUGGCCUUCCAGCAGCAGCUCCUGCAGAUGCAGCAGCUCCAGCAGCAGCACCUGUUAAACCUGCAGCGCCAGGGGCUGGUGAGCCUCCCCCCGGGCCAGGGCACCGUGCCCCUGCAGACCCUGCCCCAAGCUGUGUGCCCCUCGGACCUCCAGCAGCUCUGGAAGGAGGUCACGGCCGCCCAGCCCGUCGAGGACAGCAUCAAGCAAGAAGGUCUCGACCUCACCACCAACACCUCCAACUCUACCUCGUUUUCGGCCGCCAAGGUCUCGCCUCCCAUUUCCCAUCACCCUCUGCCCAAUGGACAGAGCACCAUGCACACGCCGAGAAGGGACAGCUCUUCCCACGAAGAGACCCCCAGCUCCCACCCACUCUACGGCCACGGAGAGUGCAAGUGGCCUGGCUGCGAAACCCUCUGUGAGGACUUGGGACAGUUUGUCAAACACCUCAAUACAGAACAUGCACUUGACGACCGCAGCACAGCCCAGUGUCGAGUCCAGAUGCAAGUGGUACAGCAGCUGGAAAUACAGCUGGCGAAGGAGAGCGAGCGUCUCCAAGCGAUGAUGGCCCAUCUUCACAUGAGACCUUCAGAGCCAAAGCCUUUCAGCCAGCCUCUGAACCUGGUCUCCAGUGCCACCCUCUCCAAGAGCACUUCCGACACGUUCCCCGACGGUUUACCUCAUCCCCCCACCUCUGCCACGGCGCCCAUCACCCCCCUGCGGCAGGGCCCCUCCGUCAUCAGCUCUUCCACUCUACACAACGUGGGACCCAUCCGCAGGAGAAACUCGGAGAAGUUCUGCACCCCAAUAUCUUCAGAACUCGCACAGAAUCACGAGUUUUACAAAAACGCAGAUGUCCGGCCGCCCUUCACGUACGCCUCGCUCAUCCGGCAGGCCAUCCUGGAGACCCCCGACAGGCAGCUAACGUUGAACGAAAUCUAUAACUGGUUCACGCGGAUGUUCGCCUACUUCCGGAGGAACACGGCCACCUGGAAGAACGCCGUCCGCCACAACCUCAGCCUGCACAAGUGCUUCGUGCGCGUGGAGAACGUCAAGGGAGCCGUCUGGACCGUCGACGAGCACGAGUACCAAAAGCGAAGGCCACCAAAGAUGACAGGGAGUCCGACUUUAGUCAAAAACAUGAUUUCAGGACUCGGUUACGGAGCACUUAAUGCAAGUUACCAGGCGGCGCUGGCAGAGAGCAGCUUCCCGCUGCUCAACAGCCCCACCAUGAUCAACACCAGCUCGGCCAGCGCCAUGCUGCACGUGGGCCACGACGACGUGAGCAGCACCGUGGAGCAGGUCAACAGCAACGGCAGCAACAGCCCGCGCCUGUCCCCGCAGCAGUACAGCCACCCAGUGCACGUGAAGGAGGAACCAGCCGAGGCCGAGGAUGACAGCAGACCUGUCUCGCUGAUGGCCACCACCAACCAGAAUGUGACGAUUCCUGACGACAGGGACCUGGAGGAGGAGCUGCCAGUGGAAGACUUGUCCUAAGGACCCCUUCCUCCUCCCCACCGCGGGGAAACCCUUCCCACCCUCCCGGCCGGAGACCAAGCGACAGCUCCCACCUCCCCAAGGUGACCUUCGGCGUUCACCUGUUUUCUAAAGGCACUUCACAAAGCAAAAGGGUUUCCUUGGUGCAACAACCUGUUGCUGUCGGCGCAUCCCUUCCACCCCCCACUGCCCCACACCACGGCUCCGGUGACUGACCGACCCUUGCCGCAGGGACAUCCCGCGACAUGAGAAGCAAAAACCCAAGAGCUGGACUUUUUCCUCCCCUUCUUCCUUGGUUAGUGACUGGUGAACGAGGAUGGUAGGUUGUUUCUGUCCGAAAUGGUCCCUCCUUCCUCCCCUGUGCGCGGUGGGCACGGGAGAGGCAGCUCCAAGCCCUCUUCCCAGCGAUGCUCCAGCCUCCAGUGACCGCCCGGGAGGGAAGGCGAUGGCAGGGACCCGCUGUCACCUCUCCGUGCCUGGUGGGUUUUGCACUAGGAGGGACUGUGGACCCUGCCCACACGCUGCCUCCACCCAGCUUUGGGGGAAGAAACAGCAGAAAUGGGGGCGAGUCCUCUGCCAUGGCCUGGAUGUCGGGCUCGCACCGUUGUCUCGUGCUGGGAAAGGAUGAGGACUGGCGUGUCGGUGGGCCUGUGUCCCCUUGGCUGUGUCACCUCCGGCAGGUUGUUAAACCCCCAGCAAGCAGAGCAGCCCACACCGGGUUUGCCACCUUCCCCGAGCCCCCCGGUCCCCACUGGUGGGGCAGCUGGUGACACCCAGCAGCGAUGACCGUCCCCAGCUGGCCACCAGCACCAGGCAGCAAGGACAUGUCCCUGCGUCCUUCUCUGUGUCAGCUGCAGUGGGUGUCACCUCUCCCAGCCCACAGGGGGUGGCCAGUGGCUCCCGGUGCCACACGUGCCCGGUUCCUCCACCGAAGCCGGGCAGGGGCUCCGAGGCACCGAUGCGGGUGACAAAGCCAACCCCGCUGAAACCUCGUGGCGGCCAAACGUGGCCGUGGCCAGCGAGCAGCGCCUGCUGCCGCGAGGGCUCCACUUUCAUCUUUGCGUUAUCCUUUUGCGUGUGUGUGCAUCCAGAUGGGAAGAUACCAAAAGAUUUCUCGAGACAGAAGGUCCAUAGUUCAGGAGAACAGAUGGUAUUAAUGCCAAAAAAAAAAAAUAAUAACGAGAAGAACACACCCAAGCAGCCCUCUGCUCCCUGCUCCUUCUUUCCGUGGUGGUGACGUGGGUACCAGCGCUGGCUCAUCCCAGCCGCAGCUGUAGCCUCCCCAGUGUCCUGUGCUGGCCCCGGGGACCAGCAGCAUCUGGGUGCCCUGGCACGCACCGGGCUCUGGGGGGACUUGCUGUGGUAGACAUGGAGCUGCUCUCAUUGUUGAGCCCAGCUCGGGGCUCCCCCAGAGCGCUGCUGCGUCCCUGCCUGUCCCUGUCCCCGGGUUGGGAUGGUGGCAGCUGGGGCUGUGUCACUGCCCAGCACACGGUCCCCUGCCCCAGAUCCUGGUGCCAGCACCCCUGGAGCUGCGUUUUGGGUUGAAAAUGCAAUAUGCAGCUUUGAGCCGGGGGUUGUGUGCUUGUUUGUCCACAUGCGUCCCCUGUGUGAUGGCCCUGGGGACACCUGUACCUCAGCUCGUCCCAGCGCAUCCUUCUCGCUGCCCGUUGCAUCUUCAGUGCCUGCAGAAACGGGGGGUCCCUGGCUCCCCCGCAGCCACCAGUGAGGCUGAGCAAGGCGCCCCGCCAUGCCCCUCCGCUGCCCCGGCACCAUCCAGGGGAUGCCGAGACCCUUGGGGAGCAGCACUGGGGCCAUUAAUGGGGUUCACCAUCACCCAUGGCUGGUGCUGCAAAGGGGCCCUUUUAUCUUGCUAAAAACCCAGAAAAUCAUGCACAACCUGGUGCCCCAGCCCACACGUGUGCAGCCGUGGGUGCUGUGUGCCGUGGGUGCUGUGUGGCAUGGGUGCUGUGUGGCGUGGGCGCUGUGUGCCGGGGCACUCAGUGCUGUGCUUGGUGCCGUGCCGAUCCGUGCUGGCCCUCGCUAGGUGUCUCCACUCGCCCCGUGUGUCCCGCAGCCGCUCGCUCGUCUGCUGCCGUGUCAGGGUGAGGAGGUUCUCCAGCCGCCGCGGCCCCGCCGGGCUCUGCCGGACUCCGAAGCCCUUGCCCUGGCUGGGGUGUGAACCGAACCCCGUCCCUUGCAGUCUGGUGCAGCCCUGUCCCCUUGUACCUCCAAAGCACCAGGGGGGCCGCAGCCAUCCUGUACUUCCCCUACUUGCUUUCCUUUUCCCUUUUUUUUGUUUUUUUUUUUUUCUUUUUUGGUCUUUCGAUGUUAAGUUAUUGUUUCACACAGGUUUACAGCUGCGGGGUGGGUGUUGCUGGUGUCGCACGUUGCUGCUUUACCUGUGUGGAGGAGCGGGGAGCUGCUCGGGGUGUGGGGGCGCAGCCCCUCGGCAGGAUCCCCUGCCCCAUCAGGCUUUUGGGUUUUUGCUUUGCAUGUCCCCACUGGGGGACAAUUGUGCCUCUUAGGGCAGCGCCAGCACCCGGUGUCACCUGCGUGCUCCAGCGUGUCCGGGAGGACACCCCGGUGUCCCUGGGGAGGGAACGACCUGGCCGUGUACUGGGAGUGACCUGGUUUGUACUGGUGUCAUCGUCCUUCCGCAGAGGGGGAGGUUUUGCAGCCCAGUGCUGUGGGCGCUCGGGAGCUCGCUGGGCUGCGGGGACCCCCCGCUGUUUCAGGGGUGUUUCAGCAGCUGCUCCCCUUGGUUUGCUCCUCCUGGGUCCUUUCCCUCCUCUUCCACCUGCUCUUCAAGUCUAAUUUCUUAGCAGCUCGCAGCCCCCCGUUGUUUCACAUACGGUUCAGCCAAACCCCCGGCGUGCCCGGCGCUGGCGACCCCCCCAGCGACCCCACGGGUCCCGCUUGCGGGGUGAUUUAUAGUUUUUUAAGCUUUUCCAGAGGUACUGACAUCCCCGCGACGGCUCCCGGGGCGGGACGAGCCGUGUGCCCCCGCGGCUGCAGCCAAACUCCCCACCGCCGGCGCCCCCAGCCCCACGGGCCAGCCUGGCGCCUUCCCCUCCGCGCUGGACAUUGCCGUAGGUCCUCAGCUGCCAUCCUGGCUCCCAAGAGCACUAUAUAUAUAUAUAUUAUAUAUAUAUAAAUAAAUAUAUAAAUAUAAAGGAGGGUUUGUUUUUUACACACGUGCACAGGUUUGGAAAGUCCUGUGGCUCCGGGUGGUGCUUCGGUUGCUGAAACGGGAAUCACGAGGGGUGAUUUGGUGAGAAACGCGCCCGCUUUGGUACUCAGGGGUGAAUGUAAGUGGUUCUCUCGCCGCCGCGGCCCGGCCCAUCCGCGCGCGGCUCCCGCGGCCCCGGUGGCGCCUGCGCCCCGUCCCUCACCCUCCGCUUUAGCUUUGCUGGUUUGGAUUUUACAGGAUUCUGCAUGUGUUACCUCAAACGCGCGCUGGGCGGGGGGGAGAAGGAUAAAGGACCAAACGCAACGUGUGGCGGAGUUGUAUGUCUGUAUAUACUGAGAUAUAUAUAUACUGGGUUUAAACCUACCAACACCAAUUGUUCUUUUUGGUUUGUUUCUGUUUUCUUUGUUUUACUGCCUGUUUCUUUCCCCCGGGGCAGUUCCGCCAGGGGCAGGUUUGAGCACCUCUCUGAGUAAAGGCGUUUUUCCAGUGUCUCCCACUGAAGGAA
Molecule: messenger RNA, 5936 nt
Organism: Columba livia (rock pigeon)
Lineage: Eukaryota; Metazoa; Chordata; Aves; Columbiformes; Columbidae
Gene: FOXP4
Product: forkhead box P4
Exons: 17
Coding region: 241-2241 (666 amino acids)
Biological process (GO): regulation of transcription by RNA polymerase II
Cellular component (GO): nucleus
Molecular function (GO): DNA-binding transcription repressor activity, RNA polymerase II-specific; RNA polymerase II cis-regulatory region sequence-specific DNA binding
Source: RefSeq, a predicted model, not a curated record